Exophiala viscosa is the source of this 5163-nucleotide messenger RNA. RefSeq lists its product as uncharacterized. Gene Ontology annotation, cellular component: nucleus. The annotation marks the transcript as partial. The transcript has 3 exons. The record is from RefSeq and is a predicted model, not a curated record. Gene Ontology annotation, biological process: positive regulation of transcription by RNA polymerase II; DNA-templated transcription. Gene Ontology annotation, molecular function: phosphopantetheine binding; DNA-binding transcription factor activity, RNA polymerase II-specific; sequence-specific DNA binding. NCBI's taxonomy places the organism in Eukaryota, Fungi, Ascomycota, Eurotiomycetes, Chaetothyriales, Herpotrichiellaceae.
CGCAAGGUACGCUGUACAGGUACUCAGCCCUGCGACUACUGCUCUAACGAAGGUGUCCGUUGUGAAUAUGCCGAUGGCGGGCCGAGACCCGGCCCUACAGACGAUCAAGGACAAGCUCAACACGGUGUCCACGCGAAGGUCUGGCAUGAUCCCCGCUCUCAAACUCAUCCGACCACCUCCCGUGACACCGCGAGCGCUGAACCGAUAGCUUCCCAACAUUCAUAUCGUCCAGAUGCACGUCAGCCGCAGCACAAGCCCAGUGUGUCGCGACCUGCAUCGCUUGAGCCUCCUCAGACUUUCGCAGAAGGGCAACACAUCGGACCAAGCGCUGGUGUUUCUUUCCUCUAUCAUGGUUGGUCACGGGGUGCGACCAGCGAGGAGGAGGCCUCCCUUCCACCGGCUCUCUUGACCUGCCAUGGAGAUAUUCCUCAGCCGCCGGCGAACAAGAACCAGCCACUCCCAACGACUGAAGAGGCCAGAAUCUUGGUAGAGCGAUACUUUCAAUUUGCAACUCCGACAUACCGCUUUCUCCAUCGGCCAACUGUGGAGCAAUGGACGUCUCAUUUGCUAGAGGGCCGUCGCAUGUCAAUCUCAGAGAUGGCUUGUGUUUUGAUAGUCUUCUCGCAAGCACUACUCUAUACAACGACUGGAGACAGAUAUCACUUCGACAAGGCUAGAUCGCUACUCAACCAAGAGCCCGGCCCAGGGAUAGUUUACAGCGUUCAGGCGCGUCUGGCCAUGUGCCUGUAUCUCCUCAGUACCUUUCGGAUUAACGAAUGUCGGUUCUGCUUUAGUUUGGCCUGCACCAUCUUGACUUCGAUUGAACUACAUCGGAAGACGCCGGCAACACCGAAAUUAGACUUGCUCACUUUGGAAUCCCGUAAGAGAACAUUUUGGUGUGCCUAUGUGCUCGACAACUACUUGAGCGUCAUGCUCGGGCGGCCACGAAUCCUGCACGAUGGAGAUAUUGACCAGGAAUACCCUCGCAACAUCAAUGACCAUGAUUUGCUAUCAUCCGAGUCCCCUGAGGACCUUCCUUUGCAUGGCAACCUAGAGGCAUUCAUUGCCCAGGCCGACAUUGCCAAGCUCAUGGCACGCAACAGCCAACUUCUCUACCCACUCCAGAGUCUGACCGAAAACGAAGUGUUUGAAAGAACGAACGAGAUGUUAAAAGCACUAAAUCGAUGGAGAGACUCGUUACCCGAGUUCCUCAAACCUCGUGACAAGACUCUUGCCGGCCAAAGAACCUUCGAACGCCAAAACACUGUGCUGAAGUUCGCUCAUGCUCAUCUACGCAUUUUGAUCACACGCCGCUGUCUACUAGCUGAUUUCAACCGCCUUGGAAGGAGCGCGCCGUCGAUCAAGGAUGAUCGUGCACUCAAACCCAUUCAGGAAUGCAUGACUGCAGUUUGCACCAUACUAAAUGCGGUACUUGACGUCAGAGAGAAGGGGUCGCUGUAUCAAAGCUUCUGGUUCACUCCGUAUGUUGCUCUUGUUGCGAUAUCCACCCUAUACGUCUUCAUUAUUCAGGAUAGCCGAUCAAUUCUGCCACAAGGACUUUUCCCCGAAAUCGCCACGUAUUUUGAGAAGGCCAAGUUUUGUCAGAAAAUCCUUGCGGCAUUGUCACCAGAGGGCAGUCAGGCACAUCGGCAUCAUCGGCUGCUGGACCGUCUCCGGGAUCGUGCAGAAAAGGAUGCUGCUCAUGCUGGACAAGGCGAAGAGCCUGACUCAGGUCUGGGACCCCCGCAACCCUCGCACAUGACUCAUAUCCCGGCAACUAAUCCACGUCUGCCACUCGGGCAAACCGGGUAUCCUGCCACACAGGUCGGCACAAGCAGCCUUGUAGUAGACCGGCGGGGAGGUCCCCACAACAGCGAGGCCACCUUUGACAACAACACUGGCCCAGUGAAUAUGAUGAUCGGUCAAUUUGCGCCCUCGGAGGACGACUAUAUGUUUCAUAAUCUCCUUUCCUGGGGCUGGGAAAGCCUGGACACGCACCUGCAACUUGAGAGUUCAUUAACCAUCAUGGCGUCCAUCGGAGUCAUGUCUCCUGUCUCUGCACUGCAGUAUGAGCCCAGCACUGCUUCGGACCAUGACCUACCAACAUCGUACUUGCCACCUCCACUGCCAGCGCCCAGAACCAUCACCGAACUACUUUCACUUAGAGCCAGCGAACUCCCCAACGAACCAAUUCUAGGCUAUCCGUCGCACGACCACGACUAUGUCGAAUACACGUUUUCAGACCUUGAGUCAUUUUCCGCCCGGCUGGCCGAGAUCUACUCCACAGUUCUUCCAGCCAGAUCCAGCUCGCAUCAGGACGCCCGUGUCGUGGCACUGCUUGGUUUGUCCAAUCUAGGUUAUUCCAUCACGGCAUUGGCUUUGUCGAGGCUCGGUUUUACAGUACUGUUCUUAUCCACCAGGCUAUCGGAAGCAGCGUAUUUGUCUUUACUGGAAGCUACCAAUUGCCAGCAUAUGGUGAUUCAUCCUUCCUUCCACAAGAUUGCAGCCAGUUUGAAAUCGUCACUACCUGCCCUCGAUGUCAUCGAGAUUCGCAAGCAGAGCGAAUACGCAAGCCCUCACGCUCCAACCUUCGGCCACCUGCAAACUCUCAAUCCGGACCUCGAAAAUAGCAAAAUCUGCUGGAUCAUUCACUCAUCGGGGUCCACAGGGCUACCCAAACCCAUCUAUCAGACCCACCGAGCCGCUUUAGGCAACUAUCAGCAGAACAUGAACAUGCGCGGUUUCAUCACACUUCCACUUUUCCACGCCCACGGACUAAGUAGCGUUUUCCGAGCCAUUACCUCGGUCAAGAAGAUAUACAUGCACAACGCCAACCUGCCAAUGACGCGGCAGGGCCUGCUUCAAAUCUUGACGAAGCACAAAUUCGAGAUAUUCUACGGCGUUCCCUACGGUCUCAAACUUCUAAGUGAGAGCCAAGACGGUAUCGACGCUUUGGCGGCAAUGAAAGUCGUCAUGUUUGGUGGCUCACCCUGUCCUGAUGCAUUGGGCGAUCUUCUUGCCAACAACGGUGUGAACUUGAUCAGCCACUACGGCACCACAGAGACAGGGCAAUUGAUGACAUCUUCGAGACCGCCCGGAGAUAAGGUCUGGAACUACUUACGCAUGCACGAGAAGCUGAGACGGUACGUAAGGUGGGAUGACCGAGGAGGGAAUCUUUACGAGCUUGUGGUGCUUGAUGGCUGGCCAUCGAAAGUGGCAACAAAUCGGGAUGACGGGUCGUUUGCGACGAAAGAUCUUUUCGAACCUCAUCCGACGCUCGAAGGGGCAUGGAAGCAUAGUGGCAGACUGGACGAUACGAUUGUCCUGACGAGUGGCGAAAAAGCCAUACCUAUUGCCAUGGAACAAGCAGUCCGCCAGAACAAGCUAGUGCAAGAAGCUGUCAUGUUUGGCACGGGCAAGGCUCAAGUUGGCAUGAUCAUCAUCGCUUCAGAUGCCGCAGCUACCCUCGAUCAAGCAGGACUCCUUGACGCAAUCUGGCCGACCAUUAAAAUUGAGAACCAGAUUCUUCCUGCCUAUGCGCAACUCGUGCGGGACAUGAUAAAAGUCAUUCCAGCCGGGACUCCCUACCCUUCGACCGACAAAGGCACCAUGAUCCGGCAAGCAUUCUACCGCGCAUUCGAGACAGAGAUCGAGGGGCUCUAUCAUCAGCUCGACUCAAAUGCAACAGGCGCACUUGUGCUCACUGACGUUCAACUGCGACAGUACCUUCGAGAAACCAUUCUCGAGCUAGCGCCGCAGGAUGACUCCUCCAGCAUCACCGACACGACCGACUUAUUCUCCUUGGGUGUUGACUCUCUCCAGUCUACAAGAAUACGCGUCCACAUCAUGAGAGAUAUCCAGUUGAACGGCAAUGUCCUACCACCGAACGUCGUUUUCGAGUACCCGACCCUUGCCAAGUUGGCAAGUGCCAUCCUGAGUAUUCGUGAUAGCAAGGUCGCUGCAACAAGAGACGUCACCAAGGAGAUGGAAAAUCGCAUUGCCAAAUACAGCGUCUUUCCUCAGCACGUUCCCGUGAUCCGGACGUCCAAAGAGAAAUGUGUCGUGGUCACAGGUGCGACAGGAUCGCUUGGAGCACACCUUGUCGCGCAGCUGCUUCGUCGAGACGACAUUUCCGAGGUCUGCUGUCUCGUGCGAGCCGAGUCAGCCUCCUCCGCCCACGAUCGUGUCGUCAAGUCCAUGAAAGACCGCGGCGUCUACGAGGACGAUGCCCUUUUCCAGACUAAAGUCACCUGCUAUGCGUCGGACUUUUCCAAGCCGGACCUUGGCCUCGGCGAGGCGAACUACGCAAGCAUUGCGAACAAAAUCACCGCUCUCAUACAUUCGGCUUGGUCCGUCAACUUUAACAAGAACCUUAGCAGUUUCGAGGCCGACUGUAUCGCUGGCGCACGGCGCUUGACGCUGCUGUGUCUGGCUGCUCGGCAGGGCAUGCCCGCGUCAUUCAAUUUCUGCUCGUCAGUGAGCGCCGUGGCAAACACAAAUAUAAACGAUGUCGUUUCGGAGGACCUCCCGCCGAACCUCGCGUGCGUACAAGGCAUGGGUUACGCCCAGUCGAAACUGGUGACUGAACAUCUCGUCGUGCGUGCCGCCAAGCAAAACGGCAUGGAAGCACGCGUUCUCCGCAUCGGGCAGAUCACAGCUGAUACCGUCCACGGUAUCUGGAACGAUACCGAAGCCAUCCCGCUCAUGCUACAGGCUGCGACCACGAUUGGAGCUCUCCCUGCCCUGGACGAAUUUCAGAGAUGGCUACCCGUUGACACGGUGGCCACGACCGUCACGGAUAUUUCGUUGUCCUCGACGAAGCAGCACGUGUUCAAUGUUGUCAACCCGCGUGCGUUCAAUUGGACGAGGGAUCUUCUUCCGGCUCUGCGCGGUGCAGGAUUGCCGUUUGAAGAGGUCGGGCAGAGAGACUGGGUUCGAAAAUUGCGCGCAUCUAAUCCUGAUCCACGGAUCAAUCCGACGAUCAAACUGGUCGAGUUCUUUGCGCAAAAGUAUGAUAAUGAUGUGACGGAACGAAAAGGGUUGAGAUAUAUUACGGCUGGUGCAGAAGGACUGUCACCUGCGUUGGGACUUGCGCCGGCGCUGAGCACGGAAUUGGUGGAGAAAUUUGUGGGAAGGUUUUUGCAAAGUAGUUGGAAGAAAUAA